AUUAAAUGGAAUCGACCUAUAGAGUCAUAAAUGGCGACAAGGUAUUCAAACCUUGCAGAUACAAAAGAAAGCAUAAAAAAACAGACUCAGACCCAGACUUAAAAGAACAACCCUCAUCAGUACCAAACCCAACACCUCCCCAAGUCUUAGACCAAACCGCCCCUUCUAAACCCUCAGAACCACUAAAAAAAUUCAAAAACGUUCUCUCAGAGACACCCCAGACUCAGAAAUCUCUUAACUCCCUUAUCUCAGUUCCUCCUACAUCACCCAUCAAAAUUCCAAAGAUCACAGCCAAACCUCCUCCAAGACCGUUGAAGACGAUCGAAAACGCUCUUAUGUGUCUUACAAAGUCAUGCAUGAGCUCUACUCAUGUUAGCUCUACUUCCACGAUUCCUUGGCUACCUACUACAACUUCUACUUGGCCUGGCCAGCCGGCCAGGGCCACUGAGGAAGAAAAUGUAGAUCUCCAAUCCUGAUUGAAAGCUCUGGCUGAUCUUAGCACAUACGUUGACAAGGCUGUAGCCCAAGAGAAGACAGAGCCUAGUCCUAAGAAAAGAUUCAAGUUCGAAGCUAAGAAAGGGGAGGACUUAGUCGAGCAAGAGGUUUCAGCAGAUGCACUUCUGCUUAAGUCUCUCCAGACUACUGUGAAGAAUCAGACAAAGGAACUAUCCAUGCUUAAUAAGAGAGUGUAUGACUACAAGCAUCAAGGGGUUCACCUCCAGUCUAUUAUCGAGAAGCUCAGGAAGGAGAACAGUAACAUCAAGAGAGACCAUGAGCAAGCUUUGUCUAAGAAGAUCCAGGAAGAAAGACAAAAGUAUCAAAGUAUUAUAGAUGAGUGUUUCAGAAUUAUCUCACAACUAGAGUCUCAAAAGGCUCAUCCUGUAACUAAGAGUGUAGGACUUGAGUAAACUCGCUUUAGGAUUUAACUGAAAAUUGCCAUGUAAGAUUCAUAAUUCAAGUACACUU
Molecule: messenger RNA, 966 nt
Organism: Moneuplotes crassus
Lineage: Eukaryota; Ciliophora; Spirotrichea; Euplotida; Euplotidae
Source: the annotation of a GenBank genome assembly